CGGCCCGGCUCGGCUCGGCUCGGCCGGGCUAGGCUCGGGCCUUCUCGGCUCAGCUCGGCUCCCAUUGUGUCGCCAUGGCGGGCCGGGCCUGAGAGCGCACGGCGACGGCAGCCCCGGGCCCGGCCCCUUUCUCCUCCUCCCCUUCGGGGCCCGGCACCAUGGUGGCUCGCAGCACGGACAACGUGGACGCCCCCGGGGAAGGGCCCGUCCAGCCUCCGCCUCCCGCCGGGGGACCCGGAGGCAAGGGGAAACCCGGCAAGAGGCUCUCUGCUCCCCGUGGUCCCUUCCCUCGCCUGGCAGAUUGUGCCCACUUCCACUACGAGAACGUCGACUUCGGACAAAUCCAGCUGCUGCUGUCUCCAGAGCGCGACAACCCUGCCACCGCCCUCGGGGACAGCGAUCUCACCUUUGGAGUCCAGGUGACAUGUCAGGGCCGCUCCUGGCCUGUUCUCCGCAGCUACGAUGACUUCCGCUCCCUGGAUGGCCACCUCCACCGCUGCAUCUUCGACCGCCGCUUCUCCCGCCUCCCGGAGCUGCCCCCACCUCCCGAGGGGUCCCGGGCACAGCUGCUGGUGCCGCUGCUGCUUCAGUACCUGCAGACGCUGUCCAGCCUGGUGGACAGCAACCUCAACUGUGGCCCCGUGCUGACCUGGAUGGAGCUGGACAACCAUGGGCAUCGCCUGCUGCUCAGUGAGGAGGCAUCCCUCAAUGUGCCGGCCGUGGCUGCUGCCCACGUGGUCAAGCGCUACACGGCCCAGGCCCCGGAUGAGCUGUCCUUUGAGGUAGGCGAUAUCGUGUCCGUCAUCGACAUGCCGAGCCCGGAGGAUCAGAGCUGGUGGCGUGGGAAGCAUGGAUUCCAGGUGGGUUUCUUCCCCAGUGAGUGUGUGGAGCUGUUCCCAGAGCGGCCUGGGCCCGGAACCAGAGCAGACCCCGAUGGGAUGACAGCCAGCAUCUCAGCCCCCCAUGGGUCCUCGUCUCUGACUGCAGUGCCACGCCCCCGGGGGAAGCUGGCAGGCCUCCUCCGGUCCUUCAUCGGCUCCCGCCCGUCCCGACUGCGCCUCCGGCAGCGUGGCAUCCUGCGGCAGCGCGUCUUCGGCUGCGACCUGGGAGAACAUCUCAGCAACUCUGGCCAGGAUGUGCCCCAGGUCCUGCGCUGCUGCUGUGAGUUCAUUGAGGCACAUGGCGUGGUGGAUGGCAUUUACCGCCUCUCAGGUGUCUCUUCUAACAUCCAGAAACUUCGGCACGAGUUUGACAGCGAGCGGGUCCCCGAGCUGGGCGGGGCAGCCUUCCUGCAGGACAUCCACAGCGUCUCGUCGCUCUGCAAGCUCUACUUCCGCGAGCUGCCCAACCCCUUGCUCACCUACCAGCUGUAUGGGAAGUUUAGCGAGGCCAUGGCAGUGCCCGUGGAGGAGGAACGGCUGGUCCGGGUCCAUGACGUCAUCCAACAGCUGCCCCCGCCCCACUACAGGACACUGGAGUUCCUGCUGAGGCACCUGGCCCGCAUGGCCCAGCACAGUGCGGACACCAGCAUGCACGCCCGCAACCUGGCCAUCGUCUGGGCGCCCAACCUGCUGCGGUCGCUGGAGCUGGAGUCAGUGACCCUGAGCGGGGCGGCCGCCUUCCGCGAGGUCCGGGUUCAGUCGGUCGUGGUUGAGUUUCUCCUUAACCACGUGGACGUCCUCUUCAGUGACACCUUCUCCUCUGCCGGGCUGGACUCCACCGGUCGCUGUCUCCUGUCCCGGCCCAAGUCCCUCCUGGUCGGUGGUCCUUCCACCCGGCUCUUGUCUCUGGAGGAGGCCCAGGCCCGAGGCCCCCAGCCCCCACAGCCCUCCCCACUGGACAGCAGGCGCAAGAGGAGCCAAGCGGGGAAGGGCCGGAAGCCGGUCACCAGCAGCUGGAAGGCGUUCUUCGCCCUGGGCCGGGGCCCCUCGGCCGCCCGCAAGAAAGAGGGGCCACGGGGCCGGCCGGAGCGGUGGCCAGGUGGGCGGGCUGAGACCGUGACCCUGCGCUCAGCCAAGAGUGAGGAAUCGUUGUCCUCUCAGACCAGCCGGACAGGCCUCCAGCGGCUGCCCCGCCUGCGCCGGCCCCGGUCCAGUAGCGAUGCCUUCUCUGUGGGCCGCGGCCCCCCCGGCUCUGGUGGAAGCCUCUCCCCCUCUGCCUCGUCCCGCUCUUCCUCCUCCUCCUCCUCCUCCUCCCCCUCCUCCCGCUCAGCCUCCUCGGGCUCCUCCCCCGGCGCCUCCUCCUCCCUUCUGGGCUCCCCCCAGCCCCGUGCCUCCCUCUGGCUGGAUGGCGGGGACGAGCUGGAGCUGAGCCCGCCCCGCGGCCUCGAGGGGCUCCGACACCUGGACUUCGACCCCCUGACCUUCCGCUGCAGCAGCCCCACGCCUGGGGACCCCGCACCGCCGGCCAGCCCGGCGCCCCCGGCCUCGGCCGGCUCCUGCCCUCCGCCCGCCGCCGCCGCCCGGGACAUCUCCGAGCCGCUGACUGUGUCGGUGCCCCCGGCCGUCCUGCAGCUGCUUCAGGAGGCUGGGACCCCCGCGCCCCUCCCCGCCCCAGCUCCCGCCCCUCAGCUUCUUCCCCUGCUGCUGCGCAGUGGGGAGACCGAGCUGAGCGACAGCUGCCAGAGGGAGAUUCGUCACAAACUGUCCCUGACUGGGCCGCGGAACCUGCGGGCAGCCCGGAGUCCUGGCUUCGACUCCCCUCCACUCCCUGUAACUCUGUCUCUUCUGCGACCGGGAGGAGCCCCCCCACCCCCUCCCAAGAAUCCUGCCCGGCUCAUAGCCUUGGCCCUGGCUGAGCGGGCCCAGAGACAGGAGCAGCGCAUGGAGCAGCGGCAGGAGCAGCGCAUGGAGCAGCGCAUGGAGCAGCGGCAGGAGCAGCGCGUGGAGCAGCGGCAGGAGCAGCGGCAGGAGCCGCGGCAGCGACGCCCACGAGAUCCCGUCCCCCCAACUCCCCGCUCCCCAGUCUGCCGUUCCCUAUCUCUGGAGGGGAGGGGGGAGCUGCCGGCGGGCAGGCCGGAGCCAGGAUGGGGCGGGGGCUCCCUGUACCCCGUGGUGCGCUCCGACCCCCAGGGGCCGUGCCCCCUCACUUCCCUGCAGCGCCAGCAGAGCGAUGGGGGCCUGCUGAGGGUCCAGCCGGGCAUCCCCCUGCGGCGGGAACACAGAGGCAACAGCCAGGUGCCAGCCUCCUGCCUCUUCUCCCCUGGACCUCCUGCCCGCAGGGACCGUGCCCUCAAGCCCCCCCUGCACCUGUCGGGGGGCCCUCCCCCUUUCCGGCCGCCUGCCUGGUGGUGGCCACGCACUCCGCACCUCCCGCCCGUCCCGGACAAGGGGGAAAACCUGUACUAUGAGAUCGGGGGUGGGGAGGGGGCUCCCCGUCCCUACCCCAUGCUGCCCCGGCUCUGGGGCCCCGGGCCCCCUCCGCCAGCUGGGCCCCCCCUGCCGGCCGGGCUCAACGCCUCCUACGGGGUCCUGGAGACCCCUCCCCGGCCCCCCUGGGGGCCCCCUGAAUUCCUGCUGAGCUACUCUCCCUCCCCGCCCCCCUCCGGCCCCCCGACCCUGCAGGCCUGGGUCCAGCCCGGCAGGUUCGGCCAGCGGCCCCCGCGCCCACAGCGCCCGCCCCGGGCUGAGCCCAUUUACGCCAACCUGCCCUUGGCUGGGGGCAGGACCCUGGCCCCUUCGCCCCCUUCCUCCUCCUGCUCCUCCUCGCCGACCCCCACCCACCCCCGCAGCCGCUCGGACCCUGGCCCGGCCGGGCCCCAAGCCCCCAGGCUCCCCCACAAGCAGCGGCCUCCUUGGGGGGCCCCCCAACCUCCCUACCACUCCCCACUGCUAGAUGCCCUCCCUGGCUAUGGCCCUUCCCUGGCCCCGGGGCCCCUGCUGCUCUAUGGGACGACCCCACCGGGCACCCACAGGAGGGGUGGGGGGCAGCCCCUCAGUGGAGCCGUGGCCCCAUUUGGGAGCGGAACGGGGAGGCAGGGGGAGGGGGCUGGCCCCCUAACCCCCUUCCUCACCCCCAGUUGGACCCUCCACCAUGAGGGUCAGACACAUAGCUACUGCUGAGUCCAAGGCCAGAGUGGGCAGAGGGAGACCCUGGCCCCCUCCUCCCCAAUUCUGGGGACCCCGGGGGCCAGUCAGGUGAGUCCCACAGCGGCUCCGGGACGGGGGUCCCUGCUGGCUGACAGGGCCAGGCCCUGCCCCGACCUACGGACCUGUUCCCACUCGGCCCGGACGGGCUGGGGGCAAGCUGGGGGGCUGGCUGGGGCGCAGGGUGCCCCGUCCUCCGCCCCCCAUACCGGGGUUUCUUGCACUAAUCUGGGGGAGGGGGGGCUCACAACCCCUUUCCUGGAGACGCCAGCAUGCGCCCCUCCCCCCGUGC
Tachyglossus aculeatus (Australian echidna) is the source of this 4377-nucleotide messenger RNA. RefSeq names its product Rho GTPase activating protein 33 (gene ARHGAP33). The transcript is spliced from 22 exons. The coding region runs from base 159 to 4061 and encodes 1300 amino acids. The record is from RefSeq and is a predicted model, not a curated record. Gene Ontology annotation, molecular function: GTPase activator activity; phosphatidylinositol binding; protein binding. Gene Ontology annotation, cellular component: Golgi apparatus; cell cortex; nucleoplasm. Lineage: Eukaryota; Metazoa; Chordata; Mammalia; Monotremata; Tachyglossidae. Gene Ontology annotation, biological process: small GTPase-mediated signal transduction.